GGAUCGUUUGUGGGUGGAGAGAGUGAGAGGCGCGUCCGGUAAUGAGGAUACGGCGUCGUUUGAUAUAACAGAGAAGGUGAGAAGAGAGACACCCAGUUGUCGAGAGCGGGCUCGAAGCUCACAACAACCUCACAGACCAGCCCAUCAUUGACACGUCCAUCCCUUUUGUGGAGUAAUUCGUCAACUGUUUUGAGAGUGAGCUCAAUUUCACGGAGCUCAUCAUGGCGGACGGUGCGACAAAUGACGAGAAGGGGGACAACUACAGAACGAACGCCAUCAUGCUCCAGAACAACCACACAGGCGAUGGCAAUGACGGUGCUAACCACGCCAUGAACAACGGCGACAAGACAACCAAGUUGGCCCUAGAUUUUGAACCGUCAGGGGCAGUGCAGACAGCAGAGCCCCUCUCAGAAAAAGCCAAGCUUGAGCCUGUGGUUGAGAUCGAAACUGAAAAUUUGCUAAAAGAUGAAAUCGAUGACAACGAGUACUGGACCGACGAAGAUGAGGAAGAGGAUGAAGAAGAGACGAAGAAAGAGGGAAUCUUGUCCAAAUUCGUGAUAAGCGUGCAGCAGAUCAUUAUCCGGACCUACUACACGCUCAUGAAAGUGACCAAAGGCCACCUGAUUAAAGUUGUCUUCUUGAUUCUCUAUGCCGUGUACUUCGUGAGAGCUAUGAUUUAUGAAUUUGGAAGUGAGGCAUCUCACCGUCUGUUGGGUUUCACAAUCCUUGGAGUCGUAAUUGCCACCCGCAAUCUCAUCAUGCAAGCUUAUAACAGACUUUUCAGAGCUUGUGUUGGAAGUUCUUCCUUUGGCCCAACAGGACAGAGACGAAUGGACAAGAUACGAUUAGCACUACGAUGGUUCAUGUACUUUGCUUUAGCUGGAGUGGUUAUCUACACUGUGGUGGACGAAGGGAUCGACGAACCGAAGAACCUGCGCUCGUUACCAGGGCUAGUUGUCAUGUUGUUGAUCCCAUUGUUCUUCUCUACCCACCCCAGCAAGAUCAACUGGCACACCAUCUACUGGAGUGUUGGCCUGCAGUUUCUCUUGGCGUUGUCUGUCCUCAAGUGGGACACUGGUCGGGAUGUGGUGCUGUGGAUACAGGACAGGCUGGACGAGUUCUUUGCAAACUCCGAAGAGGGCUCUGUCCUGCUCUUUGGACAGUCUUACAGGGACCAUUACAUGAUUUUUGGGGCCCUGCCUAUUGUGUUCUUCGCUAACGCCGUGAUUACCGCCUUGUAUUAUCUUGGAGCUCUGCAGUUCGUCGUCCGGGUCAUGGGCAACGCGCUCAAUUUUUGCUUGGACACAUCGCCCGUCGAGUCAAUGGCUGUGACUGGUGGGAUCUUUAUUGAAGGGAUCACGUCACUCCUGGCUCUGAGGCCUUACUUGAAAAAAUGUUCAAAGUCUCAGCUGUUCGUUGUUAUCACCUCUGUUUUCUCAUCUUUGGGAGGUGCCUAUCUUGCAAUCUUGUCAUCACUGGGGGUAUCCUUGGAAUUUCUUAUCCCCGCUAUGGUGGUGUCUGCCCCUGCGACGUUUGCUGUGUGCAAACUCAUGAUUCCGGAGACUAAAUGGAAGAAAGAAAAAGACAAAAACCGUCAGCUGGUGGUUGACGAGUCAGAGAUGUCGCAAUACACGGGCCUGAUGGACGCCGCCCAAGCCGGUGCGACUAACAUGCUGGCACUGGUUGGCAACGUUGCUGUGGUUGGCUUUGCCUUUUUCACCGCCAUCUCUUGGAUAAACCACACCCUUUCUUGGAUUGGUGACCGCGUUGGGAUUCGCAAACUCACAAUUGAGCUCAUUUCUUCAUAUGUCCUGUAUCCCGUUGCCCUCCUCAUGGGAAUCGACCCUUCGGAUUGCCGCAACGUAGGCAUGUUGCUGGGCUACAGAAUAGGCAUAAACAACAUCAUUGCCUUCUUCAAGUUGGCAGAAAUGAAGAUGAAUCGUGCUCAAUACGACCAGUACAUGCUGGCCACAAACUUCACAGGCCCAGUGAGCGAGACGAGGGAUGACGUGAUACUCGACCUGUGGAACGUUACUUUGAAUAACGGUUUUAUCAGCGACCGAUCUGAAGCUAUCGUUACAUACAGUCUCUGUGGUUUCUCCAGGUUCGUUGACACCUUUCCCAACUGUGUGAUAUAUAUCAACCAAUGUAUUCAAUUAAUCAUGAUCCCCCCCCCCUCUCCUCUCCUUCUACUUCUAAUUUUGUUUUUUGUCUAAUUGCCUUCUCGUUCUGUCGUUCUGACCGGCAUCAAAUG
Molecule: messenger RNA, 2254 nt
Organism: Aplysia californica (California sea hare)
Lineage: Eukaryota; Metazoa; Mollusca; Gastropoda; Aplysiida; Aplysiidae
Product: solute carrier family 28 member 3
Exons: 13
Coding region: 222-2216 (664 amino acids)
Biological process (GO): nucleoside transmembrane transport
Cellular component (GO): membrane
Molecular function (GO): nucleoside:sodium symporter activity
Source: RefSeq, a predicted model, not a curated record